GAGACUGCCUUGGCGACAACCAUCGCUGUCGCUCUUUGCUAGCUACUCGCGUCACCUUCCAGAACGUUAACGGCGUCCCGGAGGAGGGUGACCAUGUGAAACAGCGGCAGAUCAACUCCUGGUUGCAAGAUGAGCGAGUGGGAAUUGCGUUGUUGGCGGAGGCCAAAACGUUUUGGCCCUCUAUCCCAGAGCGUCAUGGGUGGAACGAUAGGAUGCGUCAAGCUACGAUGAAGGCAAAGCACAAAGGUUUUUAUUCCGCUGUUGCUUAUAAUAAAGAGCAGUCACGAUCUUCGGCAACUACAGUCUUUCAAUGGGGAGGAUGCAUCGCGACAGUACUUAGUCAGGUCUCGCACCGAGCUAAAGAAUCAGGUAGCGAUUCGACGGGGCUGGGACGAUGGGCUUAUGUUCGUCUUCAAGGGAAGAAGCUGAAGGCGCUGGGGGGCAAUGACCACUCCAGCUCGGCGAUUGACGUUGAUCCGCGCAAAGCAUUUGUCGAUGACUUGUGCAAACAAAUUCAAAAGUGGAGGGACGAGGGUUGCGAAGUUUUGCUGGGGAUCGAUGCUAACAAAGACCUUUCGGUUAACUCCCCGGACUCCAUACGGCAGCGGUUCCCUUUGGGCAAUUUCAAACCCCAGGAGUCUACCUUCCAACCUCGCAAACUGACCCUUUUGGAUAAGCGGUCGGUUAGACGCUAUCUUCAACUGGUCCACUUGGGUUACGAGGAGUAUGACAUCCCUUCUCGUCUUACCAAGCUAAAUCAGCGUAUUGAAUCCAAUGAGCGACAGAUGUCACUCCCGCUGGCACGCAAAUAUAACUGCCUUCACAGGCAGAUGUAUACGGUACGGCGGCUGGCUGAAGGCAAUUGUCGCACUACCUCAUCUGGCAAGGUUCCUUGGUCUCCAAAAUUACAGGACUUCUGGGAUCGAUUGAGUCUCUGGAAGCUACUCCUUAAAGGCCGCAAGCGAUGCCGUGUGAGCUCCCGAAAGGUUCGGCGCCUGAUGAAGAAGACAAGGCUGUGCAACGCGUGGAAGCAGACAACUGACAAAUUGGAAGAGGCAUUGGCAGCUGAACGCAGGGCGUAUAAGCAAGCCAAACGUCAGGCAACCCAAUUGCGACGGGACUUUCUUACGGCUCAGACAAAGGAUGCAAAGAAGAAGAAAUGGAAGUCCCAGAAGGCCCACAAUAGAUUCCUUCGGUUACGACGAAUGAAGCAACGAGAGGAGGCGAGACGCCGUCGUCGCGCCCAACAAAAGGGAUCUACCGGGGGUUUACGGGCUAUUCAGAUCGAAGAAAAGUUACCAGAUGGCACUACACGGCUACGUACUAUCACUGAUUGUGCUCUGGUUGAAGAAGGCUGUAUGCAAGAAAAUGCGGCACGGUACGACCAGACGCGUGCUCCAUAUACGACUCCACCUAUGGCGGAACCCUUGUAUACAGCAUUCACCGGCGCUGAGGCUGAACCUAAUUCCAUUGCCCUAUUGGAAGGCCGCUACGCGCUGCCCGACCUUCUCGACCCGGCCACUAAGGCCUUUCUUUCCCAUUGCCGAUUUCACCAGGAGCGGGAUCACUUACCCGUACACCUUGAGGUUACGACUUCUGAUCACGUGUACUUCUGGUCUCGGAACCCAGAGGACAAGGGUUCUGAACCCCAUGGGUUGCACAACGGACACUUCAAGGCAGCGGCCCAGUCACCAGUUAUUGCCUUUUGCGAUGCCCUUUUUCGCAAUAUUCCUUUGGCAACGGGAUUCUUAAUGAAUUCGGAGGCACAGGCGAACAACAAAAAGGCGGGUCGCGCGGCCAUGCGAUAUGCCGAGGAACACUCCUUGAUUCCGGACGGUCAGUGUGGUUCUCGGAAACGCCAUCAAGCUAUCGAUCUGGCCCUGUCCAAACGUCUGGUCUGGGACCUGUUGAUUCUCCAACGACGCGCGGCAGGGUGGAUCUCUAAUGAUGCCAAAUCCUGCUUUGACCGCUUUGGCGAUUCCGAUCGUAGCUUCCAGCCUCCUUCUGCUAUCCACUUUCAAGCAUGUGGCCAGGGUAAUGGAGCAGGCCCUCCCAUAUGGAUCUCGGUGAGCUCUGUUCUCAUAGCCAUGAUGGAAGCGAUGGGUUACGGCUUUGAGUGCCUCUCAGCUCUGGAGUCACAAUUGGUCACCGCUCAAUGCUUUUGCUUUGUCGACGACACCGACGUCAUUGAGGCUGGCAAUACAGUCCAUCACUCGGGUGAAGCUAUAUGCGCAUCCGUGCAGGCAGCAGCUACCUUGUGGGCGGGGGGUAUCCGAGCUACUGGUGGUGCGAUUAACCCUGAGAAGUCCUUUUGGGGGCUCAUCGACUUCGAUUGGGACUCCCGCACAGGCAAAUGGAAAUUUCGUGGGAAACAAGCAGUUGCCCCCGACUUUGAACUCCAAAUUCAAGGUCUCUCAGGAGCUACUGAAUCCCUGCGUCGUCUUGAGCCAGAUGACUCGGAACGCACUUUGGGAGUUAUGCUUGCUCCUUUGGAAAACCUUAACCGUUUCCUGAUCAGAGGCUGA
Molecule: messenger RNA, 2525 nt
Organism: Cylindrotheca closterium
Lineage: Eukaryota; Bacillariophyta; Bacillariophyceae; Bacillariales; Bacillariaceae
Source: the annotation of a GenBank genome assembly